Molecule: messenger RNA, 2781 nt
Organism: Plasmodium gaboni
Lineage: Eukaryota; Apicomplexa; Aconoidasida; Haemosporida; Plasmodiidae
Exons: 2
Coding region: 1-2781 (926 amino acids)
Biological process (GO): ribosomal small subunit biogenesis
Cellular component (GO): nucleolus
Molecular function (GO): RNA binding
Source: RefSeq, a predicted model, not a curated record
AUGAAACCAUUUAUAAAAAAGGGUAAUAAUUUAAGCCGAAAGGAAAUUAGAAAAUUGGCUAGAAAACAGAUAAAGAAAAACAAACUUUUGUAUUCCAAGAAAAAAAAAAAAAAUCCAUUUUUGAAAAAAGAAAAAAAACAAGUUACCUUCUCAAAUAAUGAUCAAAUUAUAAUUAAUAGGAACUAUGAAUCUAAUACAAACGAAUUCUUAUCUGAUACAGAUACAAAUUUGAUAAACAAAAAUAAAUUUGUAAAUAAUUCAAAAAAAAAGAAAAAUAAAAUAAAACUAAACAAUAAUUCGAAUUCAUCAUUUAAUUAUUUUAAUAAUAAAAGAAAUUAUUUAGAAGAACAAGAAAGAGACGAUUACUUAUUGUCGUAUUUAUCAAAAAAAUUAAAAAUUAAAAAUGACGAUGGAAGUAAUAAAAAAAAUGAAGAAAAACUUAUAAAAGAAUUAGAAAAGGACGGAUUUGAUACAAGCUUGUUAAAGUUGGCUGAUGUAAUAUUUAAUGAAUCUCAAAAUUAUUUAAAAAAAAAAAAAAUUCAAAAAGGUAACGAUGAUGAAAAAGAAGAUUAUAAUGAAGAUGAUGAAUAUAAUGAUGAUGAUGAAUAUAAUGAUGAUGAUAAAUAUAAUGAUGAUGAUAAAUAUAAUGAUGAUGAUGAAUAUAAUGAUGAUGAUGAAUAUAAUGACGACUAUGAAUAUAAUGAUGAUGAUGCAGAUAAUCAAUUUAAUCCUUGUCAAGAUAAUGAAAAGGAACAACCCCACAAUAUAUUACAAAAUAAUAAUAUAGAUAACGUUAUAGAUAAGAAAGUUUUAAAAAAAAAAAAAAAAAAAAAAUUAGACAAACCUUCUUCAGAUCGUAAUCUAAAUAAUGAUAAAUCCAUUGUUAAGAAAAAAAAAAAAAAAGAAAAAAAAGUUUCAUUUAAUUAUGAAAAUGAUAUAAAGAAAAUGGAAAAGUUUCUAAUGAGUUCUUUAAAUAAAACAUCUGAAUUUAAUAUAAAAAGUAUUAUUGAUGAUAUAUGUAAAUAUUUUCAUGAUAUAGAUAAUGUAGAAUUAAAAUUAUAUUAUAAUAAUAUUUUAAUAAAACAUGUAUCAACAUAUUUUAAGAAUGUUAAUACAACAGAUAUACAUAUAUGUAUGUGUGUUGUUAUUAUAUGUGUGCUAAAUAAUUUAUUAUGUCAAAACAUAUUAUAUGACUUUUUAAAAGAUUUGACAGCUAUAUUUAAAUAUUAUUAUGAAGAUAACGUAAAUUUAAUGAGGAUGAUAGAAAGAGAAAAUGAAAUGAACAAUAAAAUAGAAACACAUUCCACAUGUAAUGUAAAUGAUAUGUAUCCUUUAAAUAUGAAGAAUGAAAAUGAUAUGUUAUCAAAUUCACAAGGAGAAAAUUAUAAAAUAAGCGAAAAAGAACAUGAAAAAUAUCAAAACUUUAAAAUUUUAUUCAGAAAUUUAUUAAAAUGUUUUAGUUUAUUUUAUGCUUUUGGUUAUAUCGAAUUUGAUUUCAUAAUAGACAUUAUCAAUAUAUUAUGUGAACAUAUGAGUAUAAAUAAUGUAGAUAAUAUAAUUAUUGUUUUAAAAAUAUGUGGAAUGAAAUUAAAGGAAGAAGAUGAUAAUAUACAUUUAAAGCAUAUAUCAGAAUAUUUAAAAAAACAAAUUGAACAAUAUAUUGAAUGUAAUAAUAUUCUUCUUGAAAAAAGUAAACUUAGAUUUUUAAUUAAAGAUAUUGAAGAUUUAGAAAAUGGAAAAAUGAAAUUUCAUUUUUUAAAUAAAUUCGAAUUUUUAUUUAGUGUCUUAAAAGAAUAUGAAAAUAAAUAUGUAUAUAAAAAAGGUAUGAUAUCAUUUUCGUUUAUAAAAGUUUUUAAUACUAUAUCAAUACAAGAUAUGAAUGAAGAAAAAAAAAGAGGAGGCAAAAAAAAAGAAAAAAAUAAACAUAAAAAGAAAAAUAUAUGUAACAAUUUACAUACAAAUUUAUCAAAUAAUCAAAUUAAUGAUAUAGAAAAUAAAUCAAAAAUUAACAAAUUAAAUUACUUAAUAGAUCAAGAACAAUUUAAUGAAACACAUUUUAAUAAAUUACUUAAAAAAUAUAAAAUUCAAGGGAUAUUACCAAAAAGAAUAUUUUUAAUUAUUAAAUAUAGUUUAGAUGUAGAUGAAUGUGUCCAUAAUUUAUUAACAGUAUUAAAGAAAAAGAAAAAUAUUCCACAUGUUAUUCAAACUAUUAUACAAAUAAUUUUAUAUAAUAAAAAUUAUAAAGAAUCUUAUGCCAAACUUUUAUGUAAUCUAUCUCAUGUAAAUAAUAGAAUUUAUAUAUUCAGUUUAAAAACUAUUUUUAUUAAUUAUAUAAAAAAUAUAUCUAAUAUGGAUAUUAAAAAUGUUCUCUUUUUGAGUAAAUUGUUUACUUACUUAUUAAAAGAAAAGUUAAUAAACUUUCUAAUUUUUAAACAUAUCAAAAUUGAAGAAAUAAAAAAUCAAGAAAAAACAAAUGAUGAUAUAGAUCAAAAAGCAGAUACAAAUUCUAAUAUAUUCUUUUUUUUAAAAACCAUUUUUAUUUUAAUAUCACUUGAUGAUCAAAAGGAAGAUAAGUUAAAAAAUAAAAAGGUAUGGACUAAUAUUUUACACAUUUUAUAUAAUCAAAAAUUAAGUACAUCCUUAAUUUAUUCUUUUAAAAAUAUAAUUAAAAAGUAUAUAUUUGAUGAAGUAAAAAAUAUACAGAAAGUUUAUCCAAAUUUUAAUAUGAAAUAUAUUGAUCAUUUUUUUAAAUUUUUAGAAAAAAUAAAAAUAAUACAAUAA